Molecule: messenger RNA, 810 nt
Organism: Colletotrichum phormii
Lineage: Eukaryota; Fungi; Ascomycota; Sordariomycetes; Glomerellales; Glomerellaceae
Product: CutC family protein
Exons: 1
Coding region: 1-810 (269 amino acids)
Molecular function (GO): copper ion binding
Source: RefSeq, a predicted model, not a curated record
AUGCCAAUCCACCUCGAGAUACCAGUCUUCUCCCCCUCCGCCGCGCUGCACGCCCAAGCCAUCGGCGCGCAGCGCAUCGAGCUCAACGCGCGCGGGAGCUACCCCGUCGGCGGCACGACGCCUGCGCUCGCGGACCUCGAGGGCGUGAAUAGCUGGCUCAUGGUGCCUGUGCGGAUCAUGAUCCGGCCGCGGGGGAAGCGUCUGGACGAUGAGGUGGAUUUUGUGUACAGCCAAGACGAGUUUGAGGGGAUGGUGAGGGAUGUGGAGAGGUUUCGGGGCGUGUUGAGGAGGGAGAGGGGGGAUGGUUUUGUGUUUGGGGUUUUGGAGAGGAGGAAGACUGGUGGUGGUGAUGGUGAUGGUGGGGUUGUGGUUGUGGUUGUGGUUGAUAUUGAGAGGAAUCGGAGGCUCGUUGAAGCCGCGGACGGGUUGGCGUGUUCUUUUCACCGGGCUUUUGACGAGGUUAUUCGCGAUGGGGAGGUUGAGACGAUUGAGAGGGGGGUGAGGGGUUUGGUGGGCUGCGGGUUUGAGGGGGUGUUGACGUCUGGCGGGCCGGGGAACGCGGCGGAGAAUCGGGGCCCGCUUGAGGUUGUUGUUCGGGAGGCGUCGAAGACGAUCAAGGGGGGUCAAGGGAAGGGACUGGAGGUUAUCAUCGGUGGCGGGGUGAGGAAGGAAAAUGUUGCGAGCUUGGUUGAUGGGUUUGAGGGGGGUGGUGUUUGGGCGCAUUCGAGCUGUUUUACGGGCAAGUGUGAGGAGGGGGAGGUUGAUGAUGAGGAGGCGAUGGGGAUUAUGGAGAGGCUUGCUGAGAGGUGA